AUCGUAUCCGUCUGUGUAAAAUGAUUCAGUGAAUCCACGCAGUAAUCCGCAUUCGAUUUGCUCGCAAUGGCCACCUUUCUCAGUAAUGAGCCUUGCUCAGCUAUAAAGAACAUACUUCUAUCGGAUUCCGAGUGUGAACGCGAUGCGGUUAAGUACUAUUCAGAUGAGUGGCCAACCAACAAUGCAAAGCUCGCUUUUGAGAAGUCCGUUUGUUUUCACGGAAAAUGCAAAAGACUAAUGCUGGAACAGAAGGAACAAUGUUGAUAUAAGGGAGGCACUCGAAAAUAUGGUUAUAUAUUAUUAUUCUCUCGUGCCUUGACGAUAUUUUUGAUGGAGGUGAUGUUGGUGUGAUCUAUUUCCCUGUUUAUGGCUAGUGGCAGAUCAUGUUAUUCUUGGGAAAAACUAUGGGCAAGAAGGCAAAUUUUCAUGUGGGCAUGUGGAUUUACCAUGGAGAACAUAGGUUGAUAUGAACAACCCUUUCACUUGCCUCGUUUCGCGGCAAGUGCUGUAGCUUUCUUCGCAUGCUUUUUUUCCGACACCGAAAAUUAGCAUCGAGCUUCAUAUAAUAGCAACCAGAAAGAAAAGAAAAAAAAGGCAAAAAAAAAAUGGCUGGUGGAAGAAUAAGAGCAAAGCUCCGUCGGAGCAAUCUCUACACAUUCGCUUGCCACAGGCCACACCCAACCGAGGAAGACAAAACAGACGAAAUCGAAGGACCAGGUUAUUCAAGAAUCGUCCACUGUAAUAAGCCUCAUAUUCACGAGAUAAAGCCCCUCAAAUACUGCACAAAUUACAUUUCGACCACCAAGUACAACUUCCUCACAUUCUUGCCAAAGGCGAUUUUCGAACAAUUCCGACGUGUAGCCAACUUGUACUUUCUCCUAGCUGCAGCCUUAUCUCUAACUCCCGUUUCUCCGUUCGGUCCGAUGAGUAUGAUAGCACCGUUGGCUUUUGUGGUGGGGCUGAGUAUGGCUAAAGAAGCUCUUGAAGAUUGGCGGAGGUUUAUACAAGAUAUGAAGGUUAAUUUACGGAAAGCUAGUGUGCAUAAAGAAGGGGGUGUGUUUGGUCUUAAACCGUGGAUGAAGCUUCGAGUUGGAGAUAUUGUGAAAGUGGAGAAAGAUCAGUUCUUCCCUGCAGAUUUGCUUCUUUUGUCUUCGAGUUACGAAGAUGGGAUUUGCUAUGUGGAAACUAUGAAUUUAGAUGGGGAGACGAAUUUGAAAGUGAAACGGGCUUUGGAGGUAACUUUGUCUCUCGAUGAUGACCCAACUUUCGAGGGAUUUGAUGCAACCAUAAGAUGCGAGGAUCCGAAUCCAAAUCUCUACACUUUUGUUGGCAAACUCGACUAUAAUAGUAGGGUCCACCCACUCGAUCCGAAUCAGAUUCUUCUGCGAGACUCGAAGCUUAGAAACACAGCCUACGUUUACGGAGUCGUUAUAUUCACCGGUCAUGACAGUAAAGUGAUGCAGAACGCUACAAAAUCCCCUUCGAAACGGAGCAGAAUCGAGAAACAAAUGGAUAAAAUCAUAUACAUUCUAUUCAGUUUCUUGGUUUUCAUAUCAUUCAUUAGUGGAGUGGGUUUUAUUGUGAAGACGAAAAACGAUUUACCCCAUUGGUGGUAUUUACAGGUUCCUGAUAGAGAAGGUCUCUUCGAUCCAAACAAGCCUUUGCAGUCAGCUUUUUAUCAUCUAGUGACUGCUCUGAUGUUGUACGGAUAUUUGAUACCGAUAUCUCUGUAUGUAUCUAUCGAGGUUGUGAAAGUGCUUCAAGCUAUAUUCAUUAACCAAGAUCUUAACAUGUACGAUGAGGAAAGUGGGACCCCUGCUCAGGCUCGGACAUCAAAUUUAAACGAGGAGUUAGGACAGGUGGACACAAUUCUUUCGGACAAAACAGGGACUUUGACUUGCAAUCAAAUGGACUUCCUUAAAUGCUCGAUUGCCGGCACUGCGUACGGUACUCGUGCUAGUGAUGUGGAGCUUGCUGCUGCUAAACAGAUGGUAAUGGAUAUGGAUGGACAAGGGCAAAAUGGGAAUGGGAAUUUUUCAGAGAAAAACGGGCAUGAAUUUGCGGGACCCGAAAUUCAGCUCGAGACUGUGAUUACAUCGAAAGACGAAGACGCGAUUAAUAAUAAGAAUCCGAUAAAGGGGUUCAGCUUCGAAGACAGCAGGCUUAUGAAUGGGAACUGGUUUAAAGAACCGAACGAGAAUAACAUUUUGUUGUUCUUCAGAAUACUGUCUCUUUGCCACACUGCCAUUCCGGAGCAAAAUCAAGAAACGGGAGUUUUUACCUAUGAAGCUGAAUCGCCUGACGAAGGUGCUUUCUUAGUUGCUGCGAGAGAAUUCGGUUUCGAGUUCUGUAAGAGAACACAGUCGAGUGUGUUUGUGCGUGAGAAAUAUCCUUCCUCUCAAGAACCUACUGAAAGGGAGUUCAAAGUUCUCGCGUUGUUGGAUUUCACUAGCAAAAGGAAGAGAAUGUCGGUAAUCAUUAGAGAUGAAAAGGAUCAGAUUCUUCUCCUGUGCAAAGGAGCCGAUAGCAUCAUUUUCGAUAGAUUAUCGAAAAACGGGAGAAUGUACGAGGAAGCAACAAGAAAGCAUUUGAAUGAAUACGGAGAAGCUGGAUUGAGAACUCUUGCACUUGCAUACAAGAAACUCAGUGAGGAGGAAUAUUCCACUUGGAAUGACGAAUUCACAAAGGCCAAAACCUCGUUUGGUGCUGACAGAGAAGCAAAUCUCGAGCGGGUUUCCGAUUUGAUGGAAAAGGACUUGAUACUCGUCGGUGCAACUGCUGUCGAGGACAAAUUACAGAAAGGCGUGCCUCAAUGCAUCGAUAAACUGGCUCAAGCUGGUUUAAAGAUAUGGGUUCUGACAGGUGAUAAGAUGGAAACUGCAAUUAAUAUAGGAUUUGCUUGUAGUUUGCUUCGACAAGGGAUGAGGCAAAUAUGUAUAUCGUCGAAUUUGGAUGCAAUAGUUCAAGAUUGCAGACAGGCUGCAAAAGAGGACAUAUUACAGCAAAUUACGAACGGAACCGAAAUGAUUAAGGUAGAAAAGGAUCCACAUGCAGCAUUUGCAUUGAUAAUCGACGGGAAAACUCUGACUUAUGCGUUGGAAGAUGAUAUGAAGCACCAUUUCUUGAAUUUAGCAAUCGAGUGUGCUUCUGUUAUUUGCUGUCGUGUUUCGCCCAAGCAGAAAGCUCUCGUGACAAGAUUGGUUAAAGAAGGAACUGGAAAAAUCACAUUAGCAAUUGGUGACGGUGCAAACGACGUUGGUAUGAUUCAAGAAGCUGACAUCGGUGUUGGCAUCAGCGGCUGUGAAGGAAUGCAGGCCGUGAUGGCGAGCGACUUUGCAAUAGCGGAGUUCCAAUUUCUCGAGAGGCUUCUUGUCGUACACGGGCAUUGGUGCUACAAAAGAAUUGCUCAGAUGAUUUGCUAUUUCUUCUACAAGAACAUUGCAUUUGGCCUUACAAUCUUCUACUUCGAAGCUUUUGCCGGUUUCUCGGGACAGUCUGUUUACGACGACUGGUACAUGCUACUGUUCAAUGUCGUACUAACUUCAUUGCCCGUUAUUUCUCUUGGAGUUUUCGAACAAGACGUCGAUUCUGAAGUGUGCUUGCAGUUUCCAGCAUUAUACCAACAAGGCCCGAAGAACCUAUUCUUCGACUGGCAAAGAAUAUUCGGAUGGAUGGCGAACGGGCUCUACACCUCCCUGGUCAUCUUCUUCCUCAACAUAGUAAUCUUCUACGACCAAGCCUUCCGCCUCGAGGGCCAAACCGCCGACAUGGUCGCUGUGGGGACAGCCAUGAUGACCUGCGUCAUCUGGGCGGUAAAUGUCCAAAUCGCCCUUACCAUGAGCCACUUCACCUGGAUCCAGCACUUCCUAAUAUCCGGCAGCAUAACCAUGUGGUAUCUUUUCCUCCUCGUCUACGGAGAAAUGGCAUAUUCCCUGCGCGUGAACGCGUUCCGCGUACUCAUCGAGAUUCUCGCCCCGGCCCCUAUUUACUGGUCCACCACCCUCCUUGUGACGGUGCUCUGUAAUCUGCCGUACCUCGCGCACAUUUCCUUCCAGAGGUCUUUUAAGCCGUUGGAUCAUCAUAUUAUUCAGGAGAUUAAAUACUCGAGAAAAGAUAUCGAAGACGGGCAUAUGUGGAGUAGGGAAAGGUCGAAGGCGAGACAAAAGACGAAAAUCGGGUUUACCGCGAGGGUCGAUGCGAAGAUAAGACAGUUGAAAGGGAGGCUGCAGAAGAAGUAUUCGACUAUGAGCACGUGUCAUCAUCCGAUUGGGCAGCAACAAACGUGAGGUUUAUCUACAUUUUGUAAUAAUGGGUUCUUUUUAUAUUGAUUACUAUUAUUGUUUAUUAUUAUUUUUUUGUUCUUUGGAGGCCAUUUUUGAUUCAUUUCUUUGUUUUUUUUUUUGCCCGGUAUAAUUGAGGUAUUAUUUGUUUGAGGCAAAAAGUACAUACUGAGGCUAAUUUGUAUGUACAGUUUUAUAGGGUUCGAUUUUUAUGCUACAGUCGGUGAACGUUACUUAGUUAUAUACUACCGUAUACGUUAUACGUAUAUAGAUUUUAUUCCC
Molecule: messenger RNA, 4562 nt
Organism: Erythranthe guttata (spotted monkey flower)
Lineage: Eukaryota; Viridiplantae; Streptophyta; Magnoliopsida; Lamiales; Phrymaceae
Source: RefSeq, a predicted model, not a curated record